AUAUAUUCACUCAUCUUCCUCUCCAACUCUCCAAAUAAAUUAAUUCACUAUUUUUCUAUCUAAAUUUUCCCACAAUCCAAUGGCAAGGACAAUAGGCAUUGUAGGAGCAGGUAUUAGUGGCCUGUUAGCAUGCAAAUAUGCCCUUGCUAAGGGUUACCAUCCCUUAGUUUUUGAGUCUCGAAGCACCGUUGGUGGUGUUUGGACCAAAACAUUAGAAACUACAAAGCUCCAAACUUCAAAAUCAUCUUAUCAGUUCUCUGAUUUUCCUUGGCCUUCUUAUGUGGAGACACUCUAUCCUACCCAACGUCAAGUAUAUGAUUAUGUCCAAUCUUAUGCUAAGCAUUUUGAUUUACUUAAGCACAUUAGGUUUAACACCAAAGUGAUGAGUAUUAAGUAUGAAGGUCCAUCCAAUGAUGAGAUUCAAUCUUGGGAACUUUGGUGUGGUAAUGGGGACCCAUUUGGCAAUAAGGGUAAAUGGAUAAUUACUGUUCUUGAUCUUCUCAACCAACAAACCCAGACGUUGGAAGUAGAUUUUGUGAUCCUAUGCGUAGGAAGAUUUAGUGAUGUAGCAAACAUGCCGGAGUUUCCCUUAGGCAAAGGAUCAGAGAUGUUUAAAGGCCAAGUCAUGCAUUCAAUGGAUUAUUCUGGUUUGGAUUACGAAACUGCUACAAAUCUGGUUAGAGGGAAGCAAGUUGUGGUGGUUGGCUUUCAAAAAUCAGCACUUGAUAUUACUAUGGAGUGCUCAAAGCUCAAUGGAGUAGAAAAUCCAUGCACAGUAAUUUGUAGGACGCCACAUUGGAAUGCGGCUGAGUCAUUUCCAUGGAAAAAACUUUAUUCCAACCGUUUUUCUCAACUGUUGCUGCAUAAGCCUGGAGAAGGACUUCUACUCAAUCUCCUUGCAUCAUUUUUAUCACCCUUGAGAUGGGGAAUUAGCAAAUUUGUUGAAAGUUACAUAAAGCAAAAACAUCCGAUGAAGAAAUAUGGGAUGAUACCAAAUCAUAGCUUCCUACAAGAGAUGAAUUCUUGUUCAGUGGCAACAAUCCCAAAUGGUUUCUAUGAAAAUGUUGAGAAAGGAAGUAUUAUUUUGAAAAGAUCCCAAUCUUUUAGCUUUGACAAAAAAGGUGUUCUACUUCACUACAAUACUCAUCCUCCAAUGGAAGCUAUUAUGUGUGAUUUGGUCAUUUUUGCUACUGGAUUUAAGGGAGAUCUCAAGCUCCAAAACAUUUUUGCUUCUCCUUUUUUCCAAGAUCUUAUCAUUGGUUGCCCUGAUAACACCAUUCCUUUGUACAGGGAAUGUGUUCAUCCUAAAAUUCCACAACUAGCCGUGAUUGGAUAUUCUGAAAGUGGUGGAAAUUUAUUCACUUCAGAGAUAAGGUGCCGUUGGUUAUUCGAAUUACUUGAUGGAAAAUUCAAAUUACCGAACAUUCUAGAAAUGGAGAAAGAUGUUCUAGAAUGGGAUCAGUUUAUGAAGAGAUACUCUGGCAAAUACUUCAGGAAAUCUUGCAUGGGUGCAUUGCAUAUUUGGUACUAUGAUCAGCUUUGCAAGGACAUGGGCUUGAGCCCUUGGAGGAAGAAUAGUCUUUGGGCUGAGUUGUUCCAACCUUAUGGCCCAAUGGACUAUGCUUAA
Molecule: messenger RNA, 1627 nt
Organism: Amaranthus tricolor (Joseph's coat)
Lineage: Eukaryota; Viridiplantae; Streptophyta; Magnoliopsida; Caryophyllales; Amaranthaceae
Product: probable flavin-containing monooxygenase 1
Exons: 6
Coding region: 80-1627 (515 amino acids)
Molecular function (GO): NADP binding; N,N-dimethylaniline monooxygenase activity; flavin adenine dinucleotide binding
Source: RefSeq, a predicted model, not a curated record